Ictalurus punctatus (channel catfish) is the source of this 2389-nucleotide messenger RNA. RefSeq lists its product as uncharacterized. The transcript is spliced from 2 exons. The record is from RefSeq and is a predicted model, not a curated record. NCBI's taxonomy places the organism in Eukaryota, Metazoa, Chordata, Actinopteri, Siluriformes, Ictaluridae. The coding region runs from base 355 to 1875 and encodes 506 amino acids.
GAAGGUACUGAGGUUUAAGUACGUAUUUAAUAACUUAAAUAACUUGUAUGGUCACCUUAUCUCGUUCCUUUUUUUGAAGGGAAAAUGUUCAGUGACCACAAGUUCAUUGACCCAAACGUCACAUCUGUACGAGUCUGUUUAGCACAUUGUUUAUUACAAAGCGCGUUCAGGAAUAGAAGGGAAAAAAACCUCCUCUAUAAUAAUGCCCAUUUAAAAAAAAAGAAAAGAAAAAGAUGUUCAACAAGCACAUGGUGCUCGUUCUUGAGGAUUGGUCUCCAAGUGUCUAAAUGACUGAAUUAACCGAUAGAAUUCCACUGAACAGUGUGAAUACAUCGCAAAUAUUGAUAAGCAUUCAUGAUGGCGUGGACGAGGUCCCCGUGUUGCCUCGCUCUCGUCUUUGUCUGUGUUAGUGCUGCCACGAUUGAGACCUUACACAAACUCGAUGAUCUAAAAAACAAAACUUUUGGUCAUGAGUACCCACGCCACGGUCUUUUCCUGCUGCACUGGCUGGCCAACCACAUCUCCAUCAAUCACGCAGAAGACAUCCUGCUUCAUUUUAAUCCUGCACGACAGGACUAUGGCUUCCACGACUAUAAAAACACCAACAAUAGAAAUAGCACCCUUCCGCACUUGGAGGACUCAGGUGACAGAGCGUACUACUCUUUGGGCAGGCUCAGCUCAGAGGCGGUCCGAACCAAGCUGCCUCCAUACGUCACACAAGACUACUACAAUGCCUUCGAGGACCCCAAGAGAGACCUGGACCGCAUAGUCGUCAGAGUGCAGACUAGCAACCCAAGCCAAGCAGACAAAGUGUACAUCACACAAGCAGUGAGCAAUGAGCAAGAGGUGGACUACGACUCAGAUGAAACCUAUGAGAUCAGUCCUAAACUCCUGAUGCAAGUACAAAUUCUCAAAAACCCUCUUGAUUUAAUACAAGCUCUGGAAUCACAUGUGACUGGCGCUCAAACCUCAGAUGAUCCUAGACUUGUCCUCUCCAAAGAGCAACUUCUCAAACACUUGAAAUAUUCUGACAAACGUCUUCAGACUAUUUAUGAAGACCCGAGUGUGAGGUGGGUUCUGUUUCUGGCUGGAUACGACAUAGAGGACAGGUACAGGAUCCAUAAGAAUACUUGGUCCUGCUCAAAUGAUGAGCCAACCCAGCAUGGCCAAACCUCCAGUGCUCCUGAGACACUGUGUGAAGGCCACAGUACAGUAAACAUCCAGGUGAAAUCCACAGAAGAUGGCUACGCAAAAAUCAUUUGGAGCGGUUUACCGGAAAACAUCCUGAAACAGAACACUACCCUUGUCCUGUUCAGUAGCGACGCGUCUAGUGACAUCGAGAGGUUCACAAACAUCGACGGCCAAACUUCGGGAACCUACGACACCUACCUGCCGCUGAAUCACGGAAUUCAUCCACGUCUGGUCACGUUCAGCUUGGCCUUCGAGUACGGUUUCAUCGGUCUCCGUUACGCAAUAAUUUGGAGAGGGCCACAGUUUGACGAGGCAAACAGAGCGAUUCCUACCGAAAUCACGGACUACAACGCAAGCCUUCAACUUUACACCAAAAAUGGCUACGCGUGUGCUCGGAUAUAUAUCGGAAAAUCCUUCACUUAUUGGGAAAAAGAGUUUGCCAACUCAUGGGUGUCUUUCUACGGCAGCUCUGAAGAUCCCGACAACAAAUACCAAUCCUAUCAGUGGGUCACAAAGUUCACGGAAGUUGACAACACUAAAGAAUAUCUCAUCUACGAGUACGAGUCAUCCAUGAGUAUCGGACCUGGAGUCCAAGCUCGCUUUCUGUUCUCCACUCGUUAUUUCUUCAGGAGGUUUAGUUCUACAACCGUCAAAGCUCGCACUAUUCCUUGGGAGAGUGAAUAACUGAUUAGAGCAGAGCAUAUAAUAUAUAAUACAUAAGAAAACCCUGUCUUGGAAACAAAUUAGCAUGUGAUGAAAAUGAUGUUUAGCUGUCAGGUUUCAUUCCAAUGAAAUGAACUGAUGCAGAAACAAUAAAAAUCAAUCAAUCAAUGAAUAAAUAAAUAAAUAAAUAAGAAAGCAAAUUAUCACAAAAAUUAGUGCAACUGUGAUUGGGGCUGGUGAGGGGAUGAGUGUUUAUAGCUGCUAUAAUGCGAGUAAGAACAGGAUGCAACACUUUUCAUGGACAGUACACAUUAAACGUAACUAUAAAUGGAUAAAAAGUCAGAUUCAUCGGUUUUUAAUUAGAUACCAUAUGUUUGUCAAGCACUUUAUUAAUAUAAAGUUAUUCCUAAAUUUGAAAUCCUAGUUUUUUUUUUACAUUUACACUUUCUUCACUUUGGCAAAUGCUUGAUGUCUACAAAGGCUUGUAGUCGAUAUUAGAACUGUUCUAAUGUGCGAAUAAAAUAAUUUAUAUGUC